Salvia miltiorrhiza (redroot sage) is the source of this 2339-nucleotide messenger RNA. RefSeq lists its product as uncharacterized. Bases 447 to 1127 code for a protein of 226 amino acids. The transcript is spliced from 5 exons. The record is from RefSeq and is a predicted model, not a curated record. Lineage: Eukaryota; Viridiplantae; Streptophyta; Magnoliopsida; Lamiales; Lamiaceae.
AUUCCAUGCUAGGUCACCCCUAAUGAGGAUCACCCUUCUGAUCUUGACACGUGUCCCUGAAUUCGAUGCUCAACCCAGCUCAUGGAGUCAGCGAAACCCGGUUCUGUUUCCCCCAAAACCCGGCUACAGGCGGGUUUUUAAUUGUAUAGAAAUUCUCCUUUUCCGGCUUGCUUUGAAAGAUUUGUCGCAUCGACCCGAAGUUUCAUGUUUCAUGUGGUGAAUUUUUACAAGAUCCGUCAUCGGUUUAUAUUGUUCCAACAUUUCAUUGUGUUGAAUGCGAAAGGGGAAAAAUCAAACUUUUCGAUCGUGGAGGCCCGGGAUCGAAGCAAAUUUGGGAGGUUAAGCAUGCAGCUGCAAAUUUCGUGAGGAAGGCAAUAGCAUUUCUUACUGUGGCAGAGAUUGGUUGUAUUGAGGUUCCAAUUAUUGUGUUACCCGAGGAAUAUUAGAUGAUGGAUCAUGUUGGUAUUCCUUCAACCUUGCAUCCCGCUUCACCUAUUCCUAUUCAUAAUUCAAAGAGUUUGCUGACAAAAAGACGUCUGACAUAUGAGGAAGUUGAUGCUGUUAAAAAAGGCAGUGAAAUACAGAAGACGCCAAAGAAUAAUUCAGAACUGCUUUUGGAAGAGAAACAGGUGUUACGUUUGGAUCCCCGCCGUUCCCCUCGUUUGGUUGAACAAGGCAAGAAAAUAGAAGAAAAGAAGGCGAAAGAUGAGGAUGAUUAUGCAGCAAAUGAAGCAUCUAGCACUGCCCUUUGUAAAAAUUGUUUAAAAAUUCUGAAUUACGCAACGGCAGAGGAAAAUGCAAAGAGUAAUACCAAUGCCAAACUGAUCUUCUUGAUCAGUUUGUUGAAGGAGAAAGUUGAGAAGUUAGAUAAGAAAAUAGAGAAGCUCUUUGUUAAAGUUGAGACUCGUAAUACGACUCUACAUGAGGAGGUGAUAGAGUGCCUUCGGUCUUACUUUCAGAAGAAGGCAAGCGCAGACCCCAUAAAAUCUGGUGCAGAGAGAGGCAGUAAAGUUGAUGAAGUUGUAGUUGGCAAUAAUAAUGGAGAGUUUGGUGAUGAUGGUGGUGAAUUUGCUCGAUUUGCGAAUAUAGAAGAACUUAUUAAUAUGUGUAGAAAAGUUGAGGCAUAGAAGGGUUUUAAUAAUGUCUUGUGUGGCAAGGAAUGGGUGUUUGAAAUCGAGUGGCUGUGAAGAACUUUAUUCAUCAUCACCCUAUGUAGCCGGAGGUACGUACUCCGUUAAUUUGGAGCCUCAUUUGAAGUCUGAAUUGUAGGUAUGUUUGAGUUUUGGCAGCUGUAGGUAUCCCUUGUUUUGCAGCAUAUGUAUAUUGCAAACUGGAACAUGAAUUAUGAUUAUUAUGGUAAGACUUAAAGCAACAUAUUAUUAGAGAUGAAACUAUAUUGAUUAACAUUAUUACUCAUAUCUUUUAUUUGUACAUUUGAAUUUCCCCUUACAAUCUUGCUUUGUAACUAGGAAUAUAUUCUUAUUGUCUUGGGUUGAUUUGUCUUCAAUUUAGAAGAAUGAUUGGUCCAUAUAUGAAAGUUGUUUAUGCUCUAUGUGAAAAAUGAAAGAAAUUCCCUAGUUUUGUCGAAUUUGACCAACUGAGUUUUUUUAACCCUAAUAUAUUCACCAGCAGUGAAUAUAUUAGUAAUCCUAUUUACAAUUCAUUUCCCACUGGAAUAUUUAUAAAUUUGGCUGCAUUGCGAGGAUUGUAGUCAUAUUUGUCUAUUACUCUUAGAAUAAUUGUGUAUAUCAUAAUUAGAUUCGAAAGAUAUAGUAUUUUGGCGUUUUGUAUCUAUAAUCAUUUAUCAUUGAAGAUUGAAUAUGUGUAGGCGCUCAUGGUUUGCAUGGCAUGGCAUUUUAUGUUUGUUGUACUAAUGGGUCACGGAUGUCUUGGUGAUACCCUAGUUUGUAACUUAAGUUACAUCAAGGCAAAAAAACAAUAGAGGUAGCUUUUUCCUCUCCACUUAUAUAAAUUUUGGCCCCCUUAAAAUUUAGAUUCCAGCUGGCUCUCCCUUGCAUUAUUGGAUAUUAUGCCCCAUAUAAAGCCUCCGUUGUCGUGCAUCUCUAAAUAGAAAGCAUUAUUUUAACUUGUAAGAUAAAUUAGCUACCGACAAAUGUGGUACGACAACUGUUGGACGGCAAGGAUGGAUUCCAUUCCACGCUCCCGACGUAUGUCAAUUUCAGAAAGUUGGAUUGCAUAGGACAAAAAUAUACCGAGGCCACAUUUGUUCCGAUGUUUUUAAGUCACUGAACAAUGAUUUCGAAGUUUACUUCUUAUUCUCUUUCUAUAUUGCGAAGCUUAUGGCAUUGAGGGACUGAUUCCGAUGAUUUUUUUUGCUC